This is a messenger RNA of Zymoseptoria tritici IPO323, 1141 nucleotides long. RefSeq lists its product as uncharacterized. The transcript has a single exon. The coding region runs from base 374 to 1141 and encodes 255 amino acids. The record is from RefSeq and is a predicted model, not a curated record. NCBI's taxonomy places the organism in Eukaryota, Fungi, Ascomycota, Dothideomycetes, Mycosphaerellales, Mycosphaerellaceae.
UGUGAAAGAGCAUUCCGUUGGAUCUUUGGCAGUUCUUUCUUGGUGGGUGCGGCAUACGUCGUGAUUAGAAAUUGACGAUGUCGAAGCCGAUGGCGUCUCUCUACCACAAACCUCUCUUCGCCAGGCUGGAGUCCUCUCCACUCAGCCGUAGAUACUGUCGUGCGACUCUGUUACCCGAUCCUUCGCGUGUUACCAAUGCUUGAUAAUCGGCCAGUCUUCAGCUGGACGUAAUCUCCAGCUGGGGCUGUACUUGUACGAUGGCUUCCCUUCCCUCGUGCGGACAAGAUCAAAAGCCCUAGAAGUAGAUAUUAGACGCGCGCGGCCAUCAGAGGAAGACGAAGCAACACUCAAGCGCAAAGUCGAGCAUUACGCCAUGUCGUCGAAACCAGGCGUUGUGAUCGUACACGGAGCAUGGCAUUCCCCAUCACAUUGGGAUAAUGUCACAUCGAAGCUCCAGGCAGAGGGAUACACCGUGGAGGUUCCAGCUUUACCGUCCGUUGCCAAGGUCGCCGCUGAGGAUGUCUUCGCGAAAGACGUCGCUGCGGUCAAACAAGCAAUCCAAAAGAUCACCAAGACUGGACGGAACGCCGUACUCGUUAUGCACAGCUACGGCGGUGUCUGCGGUAGCGAAGCCGUCGCUGAAGUCCUCGAGGAUCGCAAAGCGAGCAUGGACCCAACUCAAGGACGAAUCGUGCAUCUGCUGUAUGUUGCGGCGAUCAUAGUGGAGAAGGGAAUGAGCGUCCAAGGAGCAGAACUCAGCCCGCACGAAUGGGAGGUCAAAGAAAAUGUGAUCCACCAUCUCAACCCUCAAUACAGGUUUUACAACACCACCUCGCAGCAGGUUGCACAAAUUUCCAUCAGCCUGAUGGGCCACCAAGCUCUCGAAUCCUUUUCGACGCCAACGCAGUAUCGCGGGUGGGCGGACUAUGAUUUGCCGCUCACGUACAUCGCUUGUCUCCAGGAUCAUGCUCUCUGGUUUGACAUCGAAGUUGCGAAAUUCUUCCAGCGGAUCGACGAGGCCAGAGUGAAGGAUUUCACCAAAGUGGAAAUCGACUGUGAUCAUUCGCCUUGGGUCAAUAGCGGUCAGAAGGAGUUCUUCGAGGCGGUGGAUGGCGUGUUGGAGAAGGCCAGCAAAGUUUAA